AUGCAUGAAGGAGAAUCAUCUGCCGAUCUUGAUCAAGGCAUUUUGGGCGCUGGUCUCAUUAUACAUGGGAACAUCUCCGAACCUCGUUUCACGUAUCAAGAUAUGAGUCCUGGAAAGCGGGGCACUUCUGGUGCACCAGAAUCACUGAGAACCAAUUUGGCUGUAACAAGAUCGCGAAUUGCUUGCGGACUGUCUGCUCCGACCAAUUUGAAUCUCACUUUUAUCUGGGGCAAAACAGACAUUUCAAAACCAUUCCCUGCGACCUCCAAUGCCCUUGCAAACUUUGGAGAAGGAACGAUGACCAACCAACUCGUGGUAGCGGCAGCUAGUGUGCUGUACAACCCCUUACGUACUGCUUCGCACCCCACCAGCUCCGAUGCCCAAUAUGGAAUCUCCGCUUUGCUCGAAUUGGACCUAAAUGUGGGGGAAGGUUCGGCAGUCCUCCAUAGAACAGAUGGGGGCUUCGCCUGCAACGCAACACUCGAAGAUGUAGACAUCGACACAACGCUUACUCUGCCCGACUCCCAGUUCAACGCGUUGAAUCAGCAGCUCAGACGGCACCGCUGGAAAACUUUUACCUGGACUGUUGAGAGGAUGGGUGACAAGCAGCCCGAGAGAUGGGCAAAUCUCGACGAGAAGAUUUUCUAUUUAGGGUGGUUUCAGAAACGGGGAUAA
Messenger RNA from Hyaloscypha bicolor E, 675 nucleotides. RefSeq lists its product as uncharacterized. The coding region runs from base 1 to 675 and encodes 224 amino acids. Lineage: Eukaryota; Fungi; Ascomycota; Leotiomycetes; Helotiales; Hyaloscyphaceae. The record is from RefSeq and is a predicted model, not a curated record. The transcript has 4 exons.